AUGAUGCGGCAAGCCGGGCGCUACCAGGCCGCCUACAGGGAGCUGGCGAAGAAGCACCCGUCCUUCCGCGUGCGGUCGGAGACGACGGACCUCAUCGUGGACAUCACGCUGCAGCCCUGGCGGUCGUUCAAGCCGGACGGCCUCAUCCUGUUCUCCGACAUCCUCACGCCGCUCCCUGCGCUCGGGAUCCCCUUCGAGAUCGACGACAACAAGGGUCCGCUGAUCGACGCGCCGCUGCGGAACGCCGAGGACAUGAAGACGCUCCACGCGCUCGACCUGUCCCAGCUCACCUUCGUCGGCGAGGCGCUCACGGAGCUGCGCAACGCCGUCAAGUCCGAGGCGAGCCCGCCGGCCGUGCUGGGCUUCGUGGGCUCGCCGUGGACGAUGGCGACGUACAUCGUGGAGGGCAAGUCCACCCCGACGUACAAGAUCAUCAAGACCAUGGCCGUGAACGACCCGGAGGCCCUCGACACGCUCCUGUCGCACCUCUCCGCCGCCCUGGCCGACUAUAUCGUCUACCAGAUCGAGGCCGGCGCGCAGGCGGUGCAGGUGUUUGACUCCUGGGGCGGGCAGCUCCCGCCGUCCAUGUGGGACCGCUGGAGCGGGCCCUACAUCAAGGACAUGAUCAAGAAGGUGAAGGACAAGUACCCCGCGGUGCCGCUGACGCUGUACGCGAACGGCUCGGGCGGCCUGCUGGAGCGCAUGGCCGACGCGGGGCCGGACGUUAUCGGGCUGGACUGGACGGUGGACAUGGCGGACGCGCGGCGGCGGCUGGGGGGGGACGUGGGGGUGCAGGGCAACGUGGAUCCGAUCGUGCUGUUCGGGGGGGAGUCGGCGAUCGAGGGGGCGGUGCGGGAGUGCUUGGGCAAGGCGGGGACGCGCGGGCACAUCCUGAACCUCGGGCACGGCGUGAUGGUGGGCACGCCCGAGGAGAGCGUGGCGCACUUUUUCGAAUUCAACCGAUCGAUGACGUACGACAAGUUGUAG
This is a messenger RNA of Pedinophyceae sp. YPF-701, 987 nucleotides long. The record is from the annotation of a GenBank genome assembly. NCBI's taxonomy places the organism in Eukaryota, Viridiplantae, Chlorophyta, Pedinophyceae.